This is a messenger RNA of Poeciliopsis prolifica (blackstripe livebearer), 2961 nucleotides long. RefSeq names its product interleukin 4 induced 1 (gene il4i1). Gene Ontology annotation, biological process: amino acid catabolic process. Lineage: Eukaryota; Metazoa; Chordata; Actinopteri; Cyprinodontiformes; Poeciliidae. The transcript has 12 exons. Gene Ontology annotation, molecular function: L-amino-acid oxidase activity; polyamine oxidase activity. Bases 469 to 2124 code for a protein of 551 amino acids. The record is from RefSeq and is a predicted model, not a curated record.
CUGACAGCCGCAGUUCUAUUAUUAACCAGGCAGCGGCGGGACGAUGCUGCGCAUAUCUGGAAAUCCGCUAAGGGGCUUAUUUUGGAGAUGUAUUCCCCUCAAUACAGCUGCAGUGGAAUUCCUCGAAGGUUGGCACUCAGCGAUUCCAUGUGAUCCCGAAGGCUGUUGAUACUGCAAGUUACCUCUCUGUCCCUGAGUGAUGACAAGCACCCGUCGUUAGGACUGUCCACAAGUACUGAAUUCAACAAGACCUUAGGGUCUGAAGUCAGGAAAAUGAAACUUCAACCCUGCUUUUGCUUUCAUUUUCUUUCAAAGACCAUGUGUUUCCAGCUCUGUGGAGGACAAGCAGAGAAGUGGGUGAAUCUAGUCUCACAUUCUCUCUCUGCUCGACACACACUGUGCUCCUCAAGUUUCCCAGUCAGCUUCACCGUUCUGAUACUUUAGCCUCGGGGUCAUUGCUGCUCCGUCAUGCCCAGGGCUCCAACUACUUACCAUACAUUUCCUUUGACAGAGGUUUCUGUUUCCUCUCUGAGUGUCAUCACACACAGCAGAGGGAGGAGGUCCAAACUGUGGAGUUCUGCUCUCCAGAUGAUGCCUCACAUGGCUGUGUGCAAGUACGUUCCACUGGUUCUAGUGGGAGUUGUGGUUUUGGCAGCCAGCGGGAUCAUAGCAGACCCUCUCUACGAGUGUCUCCAGGACACUGACUACAGAGAGCUCCUGGACAUUGUGACGGAUGGACUCCCAGCUGCCAGGAUGCCUCGACACGUGGCAGUCAUCGGCGGGGGCAUGGCUGGACUGACUGCUGCCAAAGUCUUAGAAGAUGCAGGACAUAAGGUGACCAUAAUAGAAGCUAGUGAGCGAAUCGGAGGACGGGUGGAAACCUUCAGAAACAGAAGAGAAGGCUGGUACGCGGAGGUGGGAGCCAUGAGGAUCCCAAGCUUCCAUCAGAUUCUACUUUCCUUUAUCUCCAAAUUGAAAAUCCCACUGAAUUCCUUCAUCCAAGAUGACAUCAACACCUUCUACUUGGUAAAUGGAGGGCUACACAAAACCUACACCGUAGAAAACAAUCCCAGCGUGCUCAACUACAGUUUGCAUGACAGAGAGAAGGGAAAGUCAGCUGCUGAACUCUUCAGUCAGACACUCUGGAAGGUGAGGGAUGACCUAAAGACAUUGGGCUGCAGUGGAAUGCUGAAUAAAUAUGACUCCUUCACAGUAAAGGAAUUUUUGGUGAAGGAGGGCAACCUGAGCCGUGGCGCUUUGAGGAUGAUCGGCGACAUCCUCAAUGAAAACAGCCUCUUCUACACGUCCUUGAUAGAGAUGCUCUACAUACAGACUGACAUCAAUGACAACACAAAGUACUUUGAAGUAACAGGUGGUUUUGACCAACUCCCCACAGCUUUCUAUCAAGUUUUAAAUGCCACAAUCCUGCUGAACUCCAAAGUGAAGCUAAUUGACCAAACAGGUGGGGCUAAUGUGACUGUGACAUAUAAAGACUGGCAGAACUCAGGUUCCUUGUCAAAAGUGACAGUGGACUAUGCCCUUAUUACGGCCACAGCCAAGGCCACCCUCUUCAUUGACUUCUACCCUCCUCUGUCUGGUAACAAGAUGGAGGCCUUGCGCUCUGUUCAUUAUGCCAGCUCCACAAAGGUAGUGCUCAGUUUCAAGGAACGCUUUUGGGAGAAAGAAGGCAUCAGAGGUGGGAAAAGCAUUACCGACCGACCAUCUCGCUUCAUCUACUACCCCAGCCAUGAGUUUCCAGGUACCACUGCAGGGGCCCUCCUGGCUUCCUACACCUGCUCUGAUGACUCCACCCUUUUUCAAGGCAUGAAUGAAGAGGAUCUGAUGGCAGUAGCUCUGGAGGACUUGGUGAAAAUCCAUGGAGAGUAUAUCCGACCGCUCUGCACAGGGGGUCUGGUGAAGAAGUGGGGCCUGGACCCUUACAGCUUUGGAGCCUUUGCCCUGUUUAUGCCAUACCAGCAGGGACACUAUGCACGAGAACUCUUCCAGAGUGAGGGACGGGUGCACUUUGCCGGUGAACACACAGCAACUCCUCAUGGGUGGAUCGAAACUGCCAUGAAGUCUGCUCUUAGAGCAGCUAAGAAUAUCAACAGCUUGACUCUGUAGCUUCAUGUCUGUUUUUUCUCUUGAAAAGCUCUAAAUAGUUCAACCUUUUAGAUUUCUUUCAAUAUCAUGAGCCAUUCUCUGCCUGAUACAAGGUCUGUUUUAUUGUGAUGUAGAGAUGUUUCUACAUCUCAGUAUCAAUAGUUUUAGGUUUAUUUUAUUGAAGGCAAAUGUUUUAUUAAGUCAUUCAAACUCAUUGGUGAUUCUUGCAUGAAUUGUCUUUUUCUUGCUGUUCCACAUUUUUUAUUGCUUUUUCCUUCAUGAUAUACACAUCUAUGGAAACCAUCUCUAUAAACAGGGUGCCAACCAAGCACACAUGAAUACAAGCAAUAAAAACUUUCUCCUGGAGCAACUAACAGAUGACUAAGUUUUGUUUUUAAUAUAGUGCUCACUUACCGUCUUUCCAAUACCGAGUUGGACAAUUACCCAGAACAAGAACUGGGCUGAUUGAAAUGAAUCCAUUUAGCUUUGUAGAUUUUAAAACUUUUAAUCAGAAUGAGCUUUUUAAUAACUGAUGACUUAAUGUUUGCAAAUGGGGAUUUUAGCUCAACCUGAAAAAUUUGCAAAGCAGAUAGUAUUAGGAAAAUGAAAUGCACUCAAGAUUUUUAACAUUUCUAGAAUUUUGCUUGUUGCAGCCUCUUCAUACUUCAGCAAUUAUGUUUUUACUCAAAUUCAAUUGUGGCUUUAGUUCACUAACUUUAAAUAAACUGUUCUACAUUCAAAGUUAUCUGGAUAAACCCAAAAUGUCAUGUUUUCAUAUAUUGUGGAAAUUAUUGUCUUGUAUAGUUUAUUUUUGAGCUAAAAAGUUAUUGUUGUUUUUUUUCCCACACUACACCAGGA